This is a messenger RNA of Microthlaspi erraticum, 420 nucleotides long. The record is from the annotation of a GenBank genome assembly. NCBI's taxonomy places the organism in Eukaryota, Viridiplantae, Streptophyta, Magnoliopsida, Brassicales, Brassicaceae.
AUGUCGGCGGCUAUGGAUCGGGCUUUAAUGGCGAUGUCUUUGGAGGAAGAAGAGGAAGAUAGGCCGUUGGUUCUGCCGAAUAGACCAGAGUAUAGCUCGUGUGGUAAUAAUGUCUUGAGUCUGAUAGGAAGGGUUCUGAAUCCAGAUUGUCAGAAAAUUUCUCAUCUUCUAAUUGAUCUUCCUCGGAGGUGGGGAAAAAGAGAUAGGAUUAGAGGAGUUGUUUUAUCGAAUGAAAGGUUUCAGUUUUUCUUCAAAACCGAACAUGACCUGGUGGAGAUUCUCGGGAAAGGGUUACAGUGUUUCAGUGAAUGGGCAGUUGUAAUGGAGCGUUGGGUGUUGAAGGAACCGGUGGGUUUCCUUCAGUUUGCGUCUAUCUGGGUUCAGAUUAGGAAUCUUCCGGUGAACAACUACACGGCCUAG